AAACUUUGGAGGGGUUGUGCGGUGGAUCUCCGAAAACUUUGUGAAUACUGAGAAAGCAGUGUUUUAAGUGUCGGACCUAACCAGGAAUUAGCAGUCACGUGACCCGUCGUAAUGUUUUUUUACACUGUCCACGUGAUAUUACAAACUUAGAGUGGCUUCAAAUGUCACGGAACAGAUCUUGAAGUUUAAGGAUAGGUCUGUAGAUGUACUGAGGUGAAACUCUUAAGUGAUUAAAUGUCCUGUCGGAUGAUUAAAUGAACCGAUCUCAUUGCGCAGCCGGUCUGAGUGAGAGUUUCUGGACAUUAUGCCAAUUGAAGAAGUCUGUGACAGUGUUUCAGCCGAGGAUGAUGCUAAGAAGGGGCCUGAUGUUCCUUUCCUUUUAGAAGAGCGUGUAAAAGAGAAGGUGCCCUGGAAGGAUGUGUUGAGGAGGAAGGUGGGAAAAAAGUGUUCCUGCAGUUCUGCCCGAGUCAAAGCCCUUCUCGUUGACUCCAUCCCAAUUGUGAAAUGGCUGCCCAAAUAUCAGUUCAAAAACUGGAUCAUUGGGGAUGCCAUGUCUGGCCUCAUUGUGGGCAUCCUGUUGGUUCCCCAGUCCAUCGCCUAUUCUUUACUAGCAGAACAAGACCCUAUUUAUGGGCUCUAUACCUCUUUCUUUGCCAGCAUUAUCUAUGCCCUACUGGGCACCUCCAAGCACAUCUCUGUUGGGAUGUUUGGGGUAUUGUGUCUUCUGGUGGGACAGGUUGUGGACAGGGAACUUACUCUGGCAGGAUAUCCAUCGAACACCAAUCAGACCACAUUGGGAAACAUGGACAACAGCACUGGUCCAAUCUGUGACCGAAGCUGCUAUGCAGUCAUGGUGGGAGCAACACUAACUUUCACAGCAGGAAUCUACCAGGUGUUGAUGGGUCUCCUACAGGUUGGCUUUGUCUCCGUCUACCUGUCAGACUCUCUGUUAAGUGGUUUUGCAACUGGCGCCUCUCUCACCAUCCUCACAUCACAGAUAAAGUACUUCCUGGGCCUUCACCUUCCUCGUGCCCAAGGCUGGGGUUCGCUCAUUAAAACCUGGAUCAGUCUGUUCAAGAAUCUAGGUCAUACCAACUUCUGUGACCUCAUAACCAGCGUGCUCUGCUUGCUUGUGCUCGUACCCACCAAAGAGCUCAAUGACCGCUUUAAGGCCAAGCUCAAGGCCCCUAUUCCCUUUGAACUCUUUGUGGUCAUCGCUGCUACUCUAGCUUCCCAUUUUGGACGGUUUGAGGAAACAUAUGGCUCGGAUGUAGCCGGUAACAUUCCCACGGGCUUCAUGCCACCGCAGCUUCCCAGCUGGUCGCUCAUACCAAAUAUCGCCGUUGACGCGUUCUCAAUCGCCAUUGUUGGUUUCGCCAUUACUGUGUCUUUGUCUGAGAUGUUUGCCAAGAAGCAUGGUUAUAUAGUGGACCCUAACCAGGAGAUGUAUGCUAUUGGGUUCUGUAAUAUCAUUCCUUCCUUCUUCCGAUGUUUUACGACAAGCGCUGCCUUGACCAAGACUCUUGUGAAGGAGUCAACUGGUUGCCAGACUCAGGUCUCGGGAUUGGUGACUGCUCUUGUGCUGCUGCUCGUCAUGCUUGUUAUUGCACCUGCCUUCUACUCAUUGCAGAAAUGUGUUCUGGCUGUCAUAAUAGUCGUCAACCUCCGUGGUGCAUUACGCAAGUUUGGGGACAUUCCUCAAAUGUGGCGUGUCAACCGUGUGGACACUAUCAUCUGGCUGAUUACUAUGGGUACAUCAGCACUAGUUAACACUGAACUAGGUCUUUUGGUUGGAGUCCUGGUCUCUGCGUUCUGUGUGCUUGGCCGAACCCAGUCCGCCCAAGUCCGUCAACUGGGCCAAGCAGGAGACCGCGAGCUCUUUGAGGACAUUGCGUCCUACAAAGGUCUUCAGAGCCAGCCAGGGGUGGCUGUUUUCCGAUACGAGGCUCCCAUCUACUAUGCCAACCAAGCUCUUUUUAAGAAGUCACUCUACCGCAGUGUGGGCCUGGAUCCGCUUAAAGAAAAGGCCAGGCGUAGGAAACUAGAAAAGCAGAGGAAUCAGAAACAAGGUGGAAAAGACCAGAAGCAAGAGAUGGACGUGUCCACCAAUGUGUAUCUGCUACAGCACAAUAGUGUGCACACCCUGGUCAUAGACUGCAGUCCAGUGCUGUUUCUGGACACUGCUGGAGUCAAUGCUUUGAAAGAGGUAUGCAAGGACUACAAGGAGCUGGGGGUCAGUGUGCUUUUGGCGCAAUGCAACACCUCCGUCAUUGAUUCUUUGCGAAGCGGAGGCUUUUAUGACCCAGAGAAAGGGACAAAAGAAAUACAGUUUUACACUCUUAGUGACGCCAUCUCUUAUGCCCAAAGCUUGAAGUCACAAAAUGGCGAUUGUGACACUGUUGUGUAAUGCAUUGUAAUUUAUUGAUCUGAUAUUUGUUUCGUCAAUUAUAUGAUCGUUUACAUACCCUUAUGUCGUUCUGAAUCUGUAUCACUUUUUAAAAUGCAAAAUACAAAAGAAGAUAUCUAGAAUGUUUGUCUAUGCACCAAAAGUGUUUUUAAGUCAGUGGGUUCCAAAAUAUGUUGUUUUGUACCCCAUUGAAUUUCAUUGCAUUAAAAAACACUAAAUCAUUACUAAAAAUAUAAAGUCGUACAGCUUUGGACACCAUUGGCUUUAAUUGCAUUGGAAAAAAAACAACCAACCAACAAACAAACAAACAAAAAGCACUAAAUCAUUUCUAAAAAUAUAAAGUAAUACAGGUUUGGACCCAAUUGUCUUUAAGUGCAUAAAAAAAAAAAAAAAAAAAAAAAAACACUGCAUCAUUACUAAAAAUAUAAAUUCAUACAGGUUUGCAUCACAUUGCCUUUAAUGGCAUUUUAAAAAAACACUGAAUCAUUACUAAAAAAAGAAAGUAAUUCAGGUUUGGACCCCACUGACUAAUGCAUUUAAAAAAACACUAAAUAAUUACUAAAAAUAUAAUGUCAUACAAGUUUGGACCCCACUGACUUUAAUUGCAUUAAAAAAAAACAAAAAACAAAAUCAUUACUGGAAGUACAAAGUCAUACAGGUUUCGAACCACAUGAUGGUGAGUAAAUUAUGACAGUUUUCAGUAUCCCUUCAAAGUUUCUUAAAAUGCAUAGACAAUCAUGUGUUUAUAUAUGUUACAACAUAAUUGCCAUUGAAAAACAGUAUGUUGUGUUGUGCAGGACCUAUAAAUAGAAGUUCAAACUUUGUUAACCGCAAAUCUGCAUGUAUGUCGUGACCUUUUAUCCAGUCAGGAAGAUAAUCAGAUUUUUUCAGAAUAUCAAAAAGAAUAUUUUGAUAUCAUUUACACAACUUAAUUUAAAUAGUUAAAACUAGUAUUUAAGGCCUCAGUCUUUCUACAUGAAUAGAGGUGAUUAAUGCUAGACAAGCUCCAGCUUGUAUAUUGACUCUUUAUCUCCUUCCACUCAAGUUUUUUUCUCAUUCAGUCAGAAUUAUAUGUUGUAUAAUCUCAUUUGUGACAUUUACCCAGCUUUAUGGGUACUUGUGCAUGUUUACAUGACCAUAAAGCUUGGAUACACUGAGCGCUUGUUGUCUGGGUGAAUGUGAGUUGAACUCUUUCACCCAGUCAUCAUAUGUUUAUGUCAGUCGCAGAAGCAUUAGAGAGUGUGUCUGUGUGCCUUGUCACUGUGACUGUGCAGCUUUUUUUCUUGAAAGGCUUUGCUGAAGAAGCUGAAUAAAAAUGUUCAUGGUCAGGACUUUCUCUGACUCAGCUUUCAUUCCAGGUAGAGCGUAAAGAAGGCUCAGAUAGAGUAUUUUUAUGGAGUUGUGUCUGACCUGUUGAACAGGUCUGAAGAAACAGGAGAUGUAGCCGGACGAUCCGACCGCAUACCAAACCCAGGCUCAGGGCAAGAUGAGACGAUUUUUCUAAAACGCUGGAGCUUUUGCCAUAUAUAUCGCUGAUAGAAUGCUAGCACAAAUAGAAAUAGGACUUUAAACAUAUGCCUUUUAGGGCUAACUAGGAACUAUUUAUGUAGUUUUUAUCUCAUGUAGUGGUUACACUAUUAAAAAUAAAGAUUCCAAAAAGAAAUUUUCACAGUGAUGCCAUAGAAGGCAGAAGGUGUGACUUUUUUUUUUUUUUUUUUUUUUUUGGUU
This is a messenger RNA of Labeo rohita (rohu), 4135 nucleotides long. It is a transcript of the gene slc26a2, whose product is annotated as solute carrier family 26 member 2. Lineage: Eukaryota; Metazoa; Chordata; Actinopteri; Cypriniformes; Cyprinidae. Gene Ontology annotation, biological process: transmembrane transport. The coding region runs from base 305 to 2407 and encodes 700 amino acids. Gene Ontology annotation, molecular function: bicarbonate transmembrane transporter activity; secondary active sulfate transmembrane transporter activity; chloride transmembrane transporter activity. The transcript has 4 exons. The record is from RefSeq and is a predicted model, not a curated record. Gene Ontology annotation, cellular component: membrane.